CCUUCCUGCGCCGCGCUCCGCUCCCGCGCCUCCCGGCCGCCGCCGCCCUCCGUCCGCAGGGCCGCCCGCGCCCGCCCGGGGCUGCGGCGCGCGCCAGCCAUGGAAUGAUGCCCACGGCCCGCCCGGUCCCGGUCCCGGUAAUUCUCUGAUGUGACGGCUGAGACAUGAGAUCUUCAGCCUCCAGGCUCUCCAGUUUUUCGUCAAGAGAUUCACUAUGGAAUCGGAUGCCGGACCAGAUCUCCGUCUCCGAGUUCAUCACCGAGACCACCGAGGACUACAACUCGCCCACCACGUCCAGCUUCACCACGCGGCUGCACAACUGCAGGAACACCGUCACGCUGCUGGAGGAGGCUCUAGACCAAGAUAGAACAGCCUUGCAGAAAGUGAAGAAGUCUGUAAAAGCAAUAUAUAAUUCCGGUCAAGAUCACGUACAAAAUGAAGAAAACUAUGCACAAGUUCUUGACAAGUUUGGAAGUAAUUUUUUAAGUCGAGACAACCCAGAUCUGGGCACCGCUUUUGUCAAAUUUUCUACUCUUACAAAGGAACUGUCCACGCUGCUGAAAAAUCUGCUCCAGGGUCUGAGCCACAAUGUGAUCUUCACCUUGGACUCCUUGUUAAAAGGAGACCUGAAGGGAGUCAAAGGAGAUCUCAAGAAGCCAUUUGACAAAGCUUGGAAAGAUUAUGAGACAAAGUUUACAAAAAUUGAGAAGGAGAAAAGAGAGCAUGCAAAGCAGCACGGGAUGAUCCGCACAGAGAUCACAGGAGCCGAGAUCGCAGAGGAGAUGGAGAAGGAACGGCGCCUCUUUCAGCUCCAAAUGUGCGAAUAUCUCAUUAAAGUUAAUGAAAUCAAGACUAAAAAGGGUGUGGAUCUGCUACAGAAUCUUAUAAAGUAUUAUCAUGCACAGUGCAAUUUCUUUCAAGAUGGCUUGAAAACGGCUGAUAAAUUGAAACAGUACAUUGAGAAACUGGCUGCUGAUUUAUAUAAUAUAAAACAGACCCAGGAUGAAGAAAAGAAGCAGCUAACCGCACUCCGGGACUUAAUAAAAUCCUCUCUUCAACUUGAUCAGAAAGAAGAUUCCCAGAGCCGGCAAGGAGGGUACAGCAUGCAUCAGCUGCAGGGCAAUAAGGAAUAUGGCAGUGAAAAGAAGGGUUACCUGCUGAAGAAGAGCGAUGGGCUCCGGAAAGUGUGGCAGAGGAGGAAGUGCGCUGUCAAGAACGGGAUUCUGACCAUCUCACACGCCACGUCUAACAGGCAACCGGCCAAGUUGAACCUUCUCACCUGCCAAGUAAAACCAAAUGCCGAGGACAAGAAGUCCUUUGACCUGAUAUCACAUAAUAGGACAUAUCACUUUCAGGCAGAAGAUGAGCAGGAUUAUGUAGCAUGGAUAUCAGUAUUGACGAAUAGCAAAGAAGAGGCCCUAACCAUGGCCUUCCGUGGAGAGCAGAGCACAGGAGAGAACAGCCUGGAAGACCUGACGAAAGCCAUUAUUGAGGAUGUCCAGCGGCUCCCCGGGAAUGACGUCUGCUGUGAUUGUGGCUCGUCAGAACCCACCUGGCUUUCCACCAACUUGGGUAUUUUGACCUGUAUAGAAUGUUCCGGCAUCCAUAGGGAAAUGGGGGUUCACAUUUCUCGCAUUCAGUCUUUGGAACUAGACAAAUUAGGAACUUCUGAACUCUUGCUGGCCAAGAAUGUAGGAAACAAUAGUUUUAAUGAUAUUAUGGAAGCAAAUUUACCCAGCCCCUCGCCAAAACCCACCCCUUCAAGUGAUAUGACUGUACGGAAAGAAUAUAUUACCGCAAAGUAUGUAGAUCAUAAGUUUUCAAGGAAGGCCUGUUCAUCUCCAUCAGCUAAACUGAAUGAAUUGCUCGAGGCCAUCAAAUCCAGGGAUUUACUUGCACUAAUUCAAGUCUAUGCAGAGGGGGUGGAGCUAAUGGAACCACUGCUGGAAUCCGGACAGGAGCUUGGGGAGACAGCACUUCAUCUUGCAGUCCGAACUGCAGACCAGACGUCUCUCCAUUUGGUUGACUUCCUUGUACAAAACUGUGGGAACCUGGAUAAGCAGACAGCCCUGGGCAACACGGCUCUACACUACUGCAGUAUGUACGGUAAACCCGAGUGUUUGAAGCUUCUUCUCAGGAGCAAGCCCACCGUGAGUGUCGUUAACCAAGCUGGGGAGACUGCCCUGGACAUAGCAAAGAGAUUGAAAGCCACCCAGUGUGAAGAUCUGCUUUCCCAGGCUAAAUCUGGGAAGUUCAACCCACACGUCCACGUGGAAUAUGAGUGGAACCUGCGACAGGAGGAGAUGGAUGAGAGCGAUGAUGACCUGGAUGACAAACCGAGCCCCAUCAAGAAAGAGCGCUCCCCGAGGCCUCAGAGCUUCUGCCACUCCUCCAGUAUCUCCCCCCAGGACAAGCUGUCACUGCCGGGCUUCAGCACCCCGAGGGACAAGCAGCGGCUCUCCUACGGCGCCUUCACCAACCAGAUCUUCGUCUCCACAAGCACAGACUCGCCCACGUCACCGACCGCAGAGGCUCCUCCGCUGCCUCCUAGAAACGCCGGGAAAGGUCCAACUGGCCCACCUUCAACACUCCCUCUAAGCACCCAGACCUCUAGUGGCAGCUCCACCCUGUCCAAGAAGAGGCCUCCUCCCCCACCACCCGGACACAAGAGAACCCUAUCCGACCCUCCCAGCCCACUACCUCACGGGCCCCCAAACAAAGGCGCAGUUCCUUGGGGUAACGAUGUGGGUCCAUCAUCAUCAAGUAAGACCGCAAACAAGUUCGAGGGACUGUCUCAGCAAUCCAGCACCGGUUCUGCAAAGACUGCCCUUGGUCCAAGAGUUCUUCCUAAACUACCUCAGAAAGUGGCACUAAGGAAAACAGAAACCAGCCAUCACCUCUCCCUAGAUAAAGCCAACAUCCCGCCCGAGAUCUUCCAGAAGUCAUCGCAGUUGGCAGAGUUACCGCAGAAGCCACCACCUGGAGACCUGCCCCCGAAGCCCACAGAACUGGCUCCCAAGCCCCAAAUUGGAGAUUUGCCACCGAAGCCAGGAGAACUGCCCCCCAAGCCGCAGCUGGGCGACCUGCCACCCAAGCCCCAGCUGGCAGACUUACCUCCCAAGCCACAGAUGAAGGACCUGCCUCCCAAACCGCAGCUGGGGGACCUGCUGGCGAAACCCCAGACCGGAGAUGUCUCACCCAAGGCGCAGCAGCCCCCUGACGUCACGCAGAAGGCACCCCCGGCGGAUCUCUCCCCAAAUGUGCAGUCCCGAGACACCAUCCAAAAGCAAGCAUCUGAAGACUCCAAUGACCUCACGCCCACUCUGCCAGAGACGCCCGUACCACUGCCCAGGAAAAUCAAUACGGGGAAAAACAAGGUGAGACGAGUGAAGACCAUCUACGACUGCCAGGCGGACAAUGACGACGAGCUCACGUUCAUGGAGGGGGAAGUGAUCGUCGUCACAGGGGAGGAGGACCAGGAGUGGUGGAUCGGACACAUCGAAGGACAGCCCGAACGGAAGGGGGUCUUCCCGGUGUCCUUUGUUCACAUCCUGUCCGACUAGCAGAAAGCAGAGCCCGACGAUUGUCCACAUCCUCAUGCGAGACUGCUGCCUGCACGUAACCCCGUGCACACGUGUGUAUAUAGCUGCUGUUACAGAACGAGAGACUCCCGGAAGGGCCACCUCAGGAGGGGACUCGGUGUGUGCUGUAAAUACCCCGUGGGCUCCGCCCUCGCCGGUGGUGGGGGGCCUGGGCGCCCGGCACUUCCAUCCCGAUGCCCUUUUCCCAGCAGACAGACAAGCCCAGGAGCAUAGGAGCUGCUGGCGUUGCGGAGAGAGGGUCUCCAGCAACCGCUGGGAGGCAGGGGAGCGGCUCUGUUCCUCACCAAACAGUAUUCGCAACCGCGUUGCCCACAGCGCAGCCUUAGCAGAGAGGUGGGUUCUGUUGUCCAGGUGAGACUUUCAGCUCCGUGAGAGCAGCCCGUAGUGCUAGCUGGGGACACAGUUUACAGCUGCCGCAACCGACGUGGGUAUUUAUUACAGAGAGAAGUGCUCGGUUCAGUGUGUAAGUGUUACUCCUCCGGCAAAGUGUCCACCGACCCAAAACCUUCAGUGGCACCUCACGGUCCCCACCGCCUCGCGCAGGGUAGGCCAGGUGGCUGUAUACUGUCUUCUGGCGAUGCGUGCCCGCCCCUGAGAUAUUACCUCAUUAUGCAGAAAUAACAUAUCCUUCACGACUAUUUUGACAAAAGCUUAAAACGCAUCUGAUGAAGUUCAACUCUGAGGAACCGAGGACCGCCAGGAAACAUUAGCCUCUACGUUAUGCAUGCAUUUAGAAGCUUACCUGAGAUCUGCCUUUUAUAAAGGAAUAGUACGGACAAGUGGAACUGUACGUUUUUUUAACUUGAUCGCCAUUAAAGCAGAAAUUAUAAGGUCGCAACAA
Molecule: messenger RNA, 4443 nt
Organism: Nyctereutes procyonoides (raccoon dog)
Lineage: Eukaryota; Metazoa; Chordata; Mammalia; Carnivora; Canidae
Gene: ASAP1
Product: ArfGAP with SH3 domain, ankyrin repeat and PH domain 1
Exons: 30
Coding region: 165-3563 (1132 amino acids)
Biological process (GO): positive regulation of GTPase activity
Cellular component (GO): cytoplasm
Molecular function (GO): GTPase activator activity; protein binding
Source: RefSeq, a predicted model, not a curated record